Molecule: messenger RNA, 1276 nt
Organism: Priapulus caudatus
Lineage: Eukaryota; Metazoa; Priapulida; Priapulimorpha; Priapulimorphida; Priapulidae
Product: ATP-binding cassette sub-family A member 5-like
Biological process (GO): lipid transport; transmembrane transport
Cellular component (GO): intracellular membrane-bounded organelle; membrane
Molecular function (GO): ABC-type transporter activity; ATP binding; lipid carrier activity
Source: RefSeq, a predicted model, not a curated record
GCAAUCUACUUACCGUACAUCGCCGUCUCGAUCAUGGACAUGGUGGGCGCGAGUGAAGCUGCUAGGAUCGUGCACAUCGUCUGCAUCAUCAUCGACCCCAUGUACACACUCAUCGGAGGGCUCUACUACGUGAGCAAGAGCACAGUUCACCUGUUUGCGCUCACACUCCUACUCAGGGUGCUUGUCAUCCGUAAUACAGGGGGAUCCAUCAGCGACGCUUUACGUCUGGGCACGUCCAAGCGCCAGAUCAGGUUACCGAAGUCAUGCCUCCCACCAAGGGAGAACGAGGAUGAGGACGUUAAGGAGGAGAGGGAGAGAGUGGCAAGGUUGGCCAGUGACACCACAGAACAGUACGCGCACACUCCUCAGCCUGUUGUCAUGGUCCAGAAUAUGCAGAAGGCGUUUUCCACUGGAGGGCUUUUCGAGAAAGGAAAUGAAAUCAAGGUGGUGGUGCGGAACCUUUCUCUUGCUGUGGAGACGGGAGAGGUGCUGGGACUGCUGGGACCAAACGGUGCAGGAAAGACGACCACUCUGAGUGUGAUAACCUCUGAGACGGCACCAACAGCUGGAACGGUGACCGUGGGUGGUUACAACGUAGUCUCGUGUAUGUCUGAGGCCUACGAGGCGAUGGGUUACUGCCCCCAGCACGACGCGAUCUGGCCUAACAUUACCCUGAGAGAACACCUGAUCUGCUAUGCUGCGAUGCGCGGAAUCCAGCCAACCCAGAUUACACACACAACUAACUACUUAAUGGAUGCUUUGCAAAUCAGGGAACACGAGAACAAGCGAUCAGACGUGCUGUCGGGUGGGACAAAACGAAAGCUGAGUUUUGCGAUCAGCAUGUUGGGGGCACCACAGGUCGUGCUGCUAGACGAACCGUCGACCGGCAUGGAUCCGCAGUCGAAGCGUUUUCUGUGGGACACGAUCAGCGCUAGCUUUACCGGCGACCGUGGCGCCAUCUUGACGACACACUCGAUGGAGGAAGCAGACGCUUUGUGCAGCCGCGUCGGCAUCAUGGUUGCUGGAGAGCUCAGGUGCCUGGGAACUACACAACACCUGAAGAAUAAAUACGGAGGCGGCUAUAACUUGGAAGUGAAGGCAGCUUGGUCCAGUGCAGAUCCCGACCACCACGUUAGGAUGGAGCAGCUGAAUCGCUAUGUGAUGUCGCUGUUCAUAGCUGCCGCUCGUACAGAGUGCUUCGGAGAGCGUGCCACCUACCACAUCCCACAGUCAGACAUCGGCUCUCUCGCGACCGUCUUCCGCAGCCUGGAGGAGG